Esox lucius (northern pike) is the source of this 2015-nucleotide messenger RNA. Its product is annotated as ras-related protein Rab-11B. Gene Ontology annotation, molecular function: GTPase activity; GTP binding. Gene Ontology annotation, biological process: constitutive secretory pathway; regulated exocytosis. Lineage: Eukaryota; Metazoa; Chordata; Actinopteri; Esociformes; Esocidae. Gene Ontology annotation, cellular component: recycling endosome. The record is from RefSeq and is a predicted model, not a curated record.
AUGGGAAACCGGGACGACGAAUACGACCUAUCAUAUUCCAAAGUUUGCAUUGUUAACGUUGUCUGUGUUUUGGUGCCAGUGGUGCUGAUUGGAGACUCUGGUGUUGGAAAGAGUAACCUGCUGUCCCGUUUCACACGGAAUGAGUUCAACCUGGAGAGCAAAAGCACCAUCGGUGUGGAGUUUGCCACCCGCAGCAUCCAGGUGGAUGGCAAGACGAUAAAGGCCCAGAUCUGGGAUACAGCUGGACAGGAGCGCUACCGAGCCAUCACCUCAGCGUACUACCGGGGGGCGGUCGGCGCUCUCCUAGUUUAUGACAUUGCCAAGCAUCUGACCUAUGAAAAUGUGGAGCGAUGGCUGAAGGAGCUCCGGGACCACGCCGAUAAUAACAUCGUCAUCAUGCUGGUGGGCAACAAGAGUGACCUGCGCCACCUCAGGGCUGUGCCCACAGACGAGGCUCGCGCAUUUGCAGAGAAGAACACACUAUCAUUUAUUGAGACAUCCGCUUUGGACUCCACUAAUGUAGAAGAGGCAUUCAAAAACAUCCUCACAGAAAUCCACCGAAUUGUUUCACAGAAGCAGAUUGCUGACAGAUCAGCACAUGAAGAAUCUCCAGGCAACAAUGUAGUGGAUAUCAGUGUCCCUCCCACCACCGAUGGGCAGAAAAACAAACUACCCUGCUGCCAAAGCCUGUGACUUUCGAUGCUACCCUCCCACCUAAACCCUUCAUUUGGUUCAUCUCUGCUUUUCUCCUGGAUGUAAUGCUGCUUCUCUCUCUUCCUCUACUGUUUUAAGUCUCCGGACACUGAGACUCUUUAGAUAACAUUCCGUUUUCUCCUGUCCUUUGUGUCUGUAUGCUAUCUUCUAUCCUCAGUCUGUGUCUUUUUACUAUUUGAUAUUCAGGCUUUGAUCAUGUGACCCAGGCCUCUAGAAAGGAAUGGUGAGGGAUCAGUUUGUCCUGAACUUCUGGUUGCCUCAUUGUUGUCCCGCUCAAUCCCUGUUCUGAAUGUGGCAUAAAAGGAUCAUAAGCAGGGACCUGGGCAAGUGAAUGAACUGAACUGUUUUCAGAAAAUUCAGUUUAUUGUUGAAUCCUGUGGUUCACAAUUAUACCAAAGUGUGGCUGCAAUCAUUAUCAGUCUGAAAUAAUCUCAUCUAAAGGGUUAAGCUUUGCGGAGGGCCAUUAGUCCAAUUGGACUUUUCCAAUAACUAAAUAUGCUUGUUAUUAGCGUUGGCUACUUUUCUCAUCGUGCUUCGUAAAUACCGUGAACUGAUUUUUUAAAUCUGAAUAGAACUUAAAGGAAAAGUGAUGCCGCUUUUGUUCUGCCAAUCAUUUCAAUGGAACUCGCCAUGUAAGUGCUGGGGGGCUGCUAUAAACACUUAGUACCUAAAGUAGAGGUUGCCUAAUUGCUUCACUCUAGUAAAACCUAAAAAACAAUUGACAGUAGGAUUUAACAAAGGUGUUUAAUUGACUUGGAACAAAUGUUUGUUUGGUCUUCCCCUUCUAGUAAAAUUGCCUUUUAGGAGGGCGGUCACUAGGUUACACCAUGCAUCUUUUUUUUUUAUAUCUAACCAAAUUUGUGAUUUACUCAGAACAGUAUGAAUUCAAGUAUUAUAGUUAAAUACUGGAACUUUUAGUGUAUAGUUAUACUGUACAUGUUAACAUUAUUGACACUUAAUACAGAAAUGCGUAUUCAUUGUCAUGUCUUUCAGUAGGAUAUUUCUCAAAUAGGGAGUGCAAUUUGAGACUUGUUUACUAGACUUUAAAGGAUUGAAUAAACCAAUGCAGAAAGAGUGCACUGAAAUGGUAGACUUAAAGCAAUAGUUACAUUUUUGAAAGUCGUGGUAACUGCGUGGUCACGAGAAAAUGUUUUCAUUAACUAUUGUCAAGUACAUUGUAACUUUGCUAAAAUGUCAAUGUGAAUAGUUUAUUUUAUACUAUAUCCAUGAAGAAAAAUAAUCAACUUGAUUUAUUUACACAAUUAAAUAUUUCCCCAUAUUAAACUACCAUCACACAGUCA